Paramisgurnus dabryanus is the source of this 1815-nucleotide messenger RNA. It is a transcript of the gene arf3a, whose product is annotated as ADP-ribosylation factor 3a. NCBI's taxonomy places the organism in Eukaryota, Metazoa, Chordata, Actinopteri, Cypriniformes, Cobitidae. The record is from RefSeq and is a predicted model, not a curated record. Gene Ontology annotation, molecular function: GTPase activity; GTP binding.
GCGACUUGAGUUUCAUUGGCAUUUAGUGUGCACAUUGUGUACAUCGCUUGAUAUCGCGAGAGGAUAAUGGCUCUCAUGUUUGCACUUCUGUUAUCGCGAGAGUGGGGAAGAGUGACUUGCGUGAAAUUAUCCGGUGUCGGCGUCUGAGGCAAACCAGCUACAAUGGGGAACAUUUUUGGCAACCUUUUGAAGAGCCUCAUUGGGAAAAAGGAGAUGCGGAUUUUGAUGGUCGGACUGGAUGCAGCUGGAAAGACCACAAUCCUGUACAAACUGAAGCUGGGAGAGAUAGUGACGACCAUUCCUACCAUUGGUUUUAAUGUGGAGACUGUUGAGUACAAAAAUAUUAGUUUUACAGUGUGGGAUGUUGGCGGUCAGGACAAAAUCCGACCUCUGUGGCGUCACUACUUUCAGAACACGCAAGGUCUGAUCUUCGUGGUUGACAGCAAUGACCGUGAGCGAGUGAAUGAAGCCAGAGAAGAGCUGAUGAGGAUGCUGGCAGAGGAUGAACUGAGAGAUGCUGUACUCCUCAUCUUUGCCAACAAGCAGGACCUGCCAAAUGCCAUGAAUGCUGCAGAAAUCACAGAUAAGCUGGGUCUCCACUCCCUGCGCCACCGAAACUGGUAUAUCCAGGCAACGUGUGCCACCAGUGGAGAUGGUCUGUAUGAGGGCCUGGACUGGCUGGCUAACCAGCUCAAGAACAAGAAAUGAAGCAGACUGAAUCCAAGUUAAACUGAUGGGAGAAGAGUCACCUGAGUGGGAGCUCAUCAGGGAGCACCAGUUUCUUUUAUUCAGUUUACAAGUUGAGACCAAUGGGAGCCCAGUCAUCUCAGACAAUUGAACAAUCCUUCAGUGUAUUCCCUCGCUAUGCCCCAGUAAGCCUUUCUCUCUCUAUGCCAUGACUGAUUCGUGUGAUGAUGGGGUUGCAACCAUGAUUUUCUUCUUUACUAGUAAGAGUAGAGAUGGUUUUCUAUUUUCUUGUAGUCAAAUGGAUUUAGAAAUCACAAAUUAAAGAGGAUAUUCUAUUGCUUUUGCAUACAUAUAAUAGGGAGUGAAUUAAAAGCUUUUACUUAUAUUACUACUGUGGAAUAUGGUAGUAACUCUUAAAUGCAGGUCAUUUAAAAUAUAACAGCCUGAAAAAAGAUUUUUAAAAGGUUUGUUGGUUUUGCUAGUGUUAUUUGCUACUAAUAAGUAUCGAAUUGCAUUGUUAUUUAUUAGCAUAUCAGCCAGACUUGGGUUGGCCAUGUUACGUUGUGGUAAUAAGGCUUUUUAUGCAUGUAUGUAAACACACAUAACUCUGCACAGGUUGCAAAGUAAAUUUUGAUUUGUUCUGUUUGUACAUAGAUAAAGGAACUGUUCUUGUAAUCCUCGUCUUAGCAUGCAUAUUUUAAAAUAGCACAUUAAUCCAUGUACAUAAACCAUUUGGAUUGAGCAGACGCUGUGUUGGUUCAGUUUAGUGAUGCAUUUGUUAUAUGCUGCUCAUGCACGCUGUCCUUGUUGUUGAUACUAUAAACAUGCUUGUGUUGAAUUAGCAUUUUUUGCAUUGUUUUUGAGGUAUUUGUUUUUUGUUAUUGAUGCAUGGGAAUAUUCAAAGAGAACAAGAGUACAUUUCACGACCUUUGUUUGGUGAAGCCAAAUGUAAUACCUUGUGCUCUAUAUAUUAAAAUUCAUACACUUCUGCGUAUUAAUACCACUGAUUAUCUCUUGGACUUCACAGUGGACUCCACGAUUGUUUAUGGUUUUGUGUGUGUGCUAAUGAAUGACUAAGUGUGUUUAUAUUAUAUAUUACACACUUAAUAAAGUAUGCAUUUUAAAUAA